UGUGCACUGUGCAAAAUGAUGUGGUUAGUUAACUCGGAUCCUGUAUAUCACUGUAUAUAUUUAUAUAUUUAGUGUAAGCAGCUGAUUCUCACUGUUUGCUCACAAAAAUCUCUGCUAUACUUUUUUUUUUUUAAGUAAAUCCAACAAAGUCAUUUAAAUAUUAUAAAUAUUGUGUUUUAGUAAAUCUAAUAUACAUAUAUAUAUAAUGACGGGAAAAAAUCAAGAAGCAACAGAUAACAGUGAUGCAACGAAAAUUAAAAUAAUAACGGAAAAAAUAAAAUCACUGGAAGAUAAUGUAACAAAGGUGCGUAAAGAAGUUAGUAAUUGCUUUGAAGAUUUAAAAAAUUCAAUAAUGGCAAGAGAGAAACAGUUGCUUCGACAAAUAGAGGCUAUUCAUAAUCAGCAACUAUCUAUAAUUCAGUCCGAUUGGAAACUAGUUAACUCAAUACCUGCUAUUGGAGUUGAUUUGGUAAAUGAUUGCAAAGAUAUUAGUUUGUCGAUUAUUAAACUUGGUAAAAUUGAAUUUCCUGAUAGUAAAGACAAUUUAAUUGUUAAAAAUAUCGAACCGUACAGUAUUCAUGAAUACGAAGAUGACAAAAAAGAUCAUAUUACUUUUGAUAAAUCAAUACAAGUUAAUGAAAACUAUGAUAAUAUUAUAAUUAAAUUAUCAGAUGUUACUUUUUCAAAUGUUUCAAAAACUGAUAACAGUUCUGAUAGUAUUUUAAAAUCUAAAAUUAAUUUAAGCUCUCAAUUAUCGCUUGAUUAUAAAACUGAUAACGAUUGCUCACCGUUGUGUUCAAAAAACAAUUAUAAUAAUGAUGAUAAUGAUGAUGAUCGUGAUAUUGAUACUGUGGAUGUAAAUAAUUAUUCUGAUGAUAACUUAAUUAACAUAUCGGGUGAUAAUAAUAAAACAAUAAAUUCAACUUUAAAUGUUUAUUCAGAGUUAGAAAUAGCUUCUCAUAAUAAUCUUCCGCAGCAAACAAUUGUUAUCGAUAAUAAUAAUAGUAUUGAAAAUAAACAAAUUACUGAUGAACAUCCAAAACAAAUUCAACAGUGGCUUCAGCAAAUAUUAAUUGAAAGUGAAACAGAACCCUCAAUACAAGAAAUUGGUAAUAUUACCGAUGAAAUUUCGAAAUUUUGCUGCUCCGAAUCUUUAGUAGAAACUUAAAUAUUUUACUUAAUUCAGUAAUUAUAAUUUUUUUAUAGUCUGUAAUUUAUUUAUAAUAUAUAUUUUAUGUAUUUAUGUUCUAUCGGGGCCAAAAACUAAACCAAUGAAAAAGUCUGACGAUACGUUACGCAUUUUUUUAUGUAUACAAGUAAAAUAGUUAACGACUAUUUUACACAGCAUUUUGUCGCUUUGUACUUUAUAUAAAUGUAUGUAUACUUUUUUUUUUUUUAUUUUUUAUUUUUAAAUUUGAUAAAAUUAGCUUUUUUAUCGUAUACAAUUCCCGAGCAUUUAUUGUAAUUUUAUUUUUUUUUCUUAAUAAAAAUCAGACAAGAACUCAAAUUUUUCAAUAAAUAACGCUCUUAUUUAAAAAUUUUUCUGUUUUAUAUAGAAAUGUGAUAAUACAGUAGUACAAUAAGUUGAAAUACAAAUUUAAAUUUAUUCUGGUAAGGA
Molecule: messenger RNA, 1618 nt
Organism: Cotesia glomerata
Lineage: Eukaryota; Metazoa; Arthropoda; Insecta; Hymenoptera; Braconidae
Product: protein PFC0760c-like
Exons: 2
Coding region: 206-1168 (320 amino acids)
Source: RefSeq, a predicted model, not a curated record